This is a messenger RNA of Oncorhynchus tshawytscha (Chinook salmon), 2137 nucleotides long. Its product is annotated as CD83 antigen. Lineage: Eukaryota; Metazoa; Chordata; Actinopteri; Salmoniformes; Salmonidae. The transcript has 5 exons. The coding region runs from base 165 to 821 and encodes 218 amino acids. The record is from RefSeq and is a predicted model, not a curated record.
CAUGUCUGCAGAUUCGCAAUCGGUCAUGUGGGUGGAGGGAGUGCACGCGCACUUCAGAAUGUGACGCAGUUGGGGAAAUCCCAGUUUAACUUCUCUCUCGGAAAGUAUAUAAACUGCUACCCUCCUGUUCUAAAUCGUCAUCUUCGUUGCUGUGUACUACAAUUAUGCUUUUUCAACUCGUCUGCAUAUUAGCUGCCUCUGUGCAAGGUGGCCUCACACAGGAUAGGCCUACACAAGAGGUGAAGUCAGUUUGUGGAGAGGACUCAAUUCUGAAAUGUAAAGCAAUAUGUAAGCCUGGGGUCCAAUACCAGGCGGUGAGGUGGUACAAGCUGGGUGAGGAGCCCUCUAAUAAGGAGUCUGGUCUAUUGAUGAAGAGGCUAUCAUCACCUAAAAGCACCACCCAAUGGUACGCCGGUCUGGAGCGUGAAGUGGAACUUUUGGCUGAUGAUUCUUUUGAUAUCUUCCUGCGCAAUGUAACGGCUGUUGAUAGCGGGAGGUACAAGUGUCUCCUGGCAGCACCUGAAGGAGAGCAGAACCAGGAGGGGCAGGUUCACCUCAGAGUGACAGGUUGCCUUGAGUCCACAGACCAAUCAGAAGAAAGGGAUACCAUCCUAGUUCUUUCCAUUGUGGGGAUUGUGGCGGCAUUACUGAUAUUCACCAUCAGCUAUGUCAUCCUAAGGAAUAUGUUAUUGCAAAGGAGUAAGAAGUAUCCACAAGAACCACUUCUAGAUGCACCCCUUGAGAAGAAAGAUUUAAUGUUGAUUUACACUCUGGGGCCAAACUGGUCUAGACAGGGUUCCAUAAAACAUGUCUGUGUGUGAGAGCCUGUUCUGCUAGUUUGGGCUCAUUGUAUACUUGAACAUAAAGAGGAAAUGCAGAGAAAGACUAGGGCACGUUUGAAGCUGAGCAACGAGUCUAUCAUGCUGACCACACCACUUGCGUUGUGAGCGUGGCAAAAUAAAUGUACACAUCUGUUAUUCAGCAAUUUCAUCCAAACUGCUCGCGCGCAUCAACGAGCGCCUGCGUAGCCAGGCGCUAAAAUAGACGCUUUAUGCACUGCAAGUCCUGCUUCUCCCAUCUCCUCAUUGGUUUUUCAGAGCAUAUACCCACAUGGGUGAUUGAAAGAUGAACUGCGAUCCACACUCCAGCCCAGUUGGUGGUGGUAAUGCACCUUAAAGUUGGUUGUCAAACGCCAUAUAAAGUCAGAAGACUGAUGGAGGAGAGAUUACUAGAAACAAACUAAGUUUACCCUUUUAUCUCUGGAUUAAUUGUCAGAGUAGAGGACCUUGUGCAUUUCAGGUAAACUAACAACCCAAUACUUGUACUUUCCAGGAGAAGAGUUCACCUCUAGAGCAGAUGGAGGCAGACAACACUCUGGCCGGGACUAUAGAACCAAUAUGUGUAGGCUUUUCAAAGAAAUGAAACUGUAGCCUAUACCCUUUCACUCAGGCAGCCAAACAGCAGUACAAAAUCAGGCUAGAACAGCAGUUCUCCAGCAAUGAUUGCUCGUCUGCAGCAUCCACUCGCCUGUGAUGCGCAAGCAGCAGGGCCUGCUGAAGGGACCCACGAUCUAAGCCCCAAGAUCUAACCUCAAUAAGGAGCUUCAGGAAGGGGUGCAGGAAUGGUCCACGAUGAGGGGUCAUUCUGGAGUGUUGCUCCAUGGCAACGUGGGGGUUAAUCCCAUUUACAUUUGAGUCAACCCAGGAAUUGAAGUCGACAUUGACUUUGAACUGGGAAAUGACCAAUGUGUAGUUUCCUCUAAGCAAAAUGAAAGUGGGCUUUGGUGAAAAGUAAUUGGCAGAAAAUUAACUUGUAUUGUUUUUUAAACAUGAUCAGCAAUUCUGUGGCUACAUCGACAAUGAAGCCUUGUAAAUAAUUUUGUAACUAACUGUAUCUGAUGUAUGCUGUCCGAGGUGCUAAAUAGCUUUUAACAAAUCUCUACCUAUUUCACAAGACACAUUCUGUCAUGUUUUAUUUUAGUUAUAUACUGUACCUUGACUUUACAACAUUGACAGGUGACGUAAAUGACUAAUGUGCAAAUUUUGAGCCCGGAUGAUCACAAUUAUUGGGAUGAUCACAAUUAUAUUUUUUGGAUAGCUGUUUUAAUAGUUAAAUAAAUAAAUACCUCUGCUAAUAA